CCUUUUCAAGAACUCAAGCAGCAAUCAACCGGAUCUCCACGCGGCGGGAGAAGCUACAUACUAGGAGUUAGAGCGCUAUUUACGCCCCGUGGAUGUCUACCGUUGACGGAAGCGAAAGGAAACGUAAGCCAGUUGACCUUAACCUCGAGAACUCACCACCAUCAAAGCAAGUUAAAAUCGAAGGCGGAACAAUGUCGGCCGGCCCUCCCAGCAAUCUGUUACCCCGCCAAGCGCUGCAGCAUCUUGUUAGUCUACAGCCAUCUAUGAGUGAUGAACAAAAGACGAAGUAUAUGACUGGUCUGGAUCGGUUGAGAAGCCUUGUGGAGAAAAGCGGGCUUGGUACCACCGAAGGCCAGGCGGCGCAGGUCCAAUAUGACCAAAUCGUCAAUCGCCUUAAGAUAUCACUGCGGCAGCAGCAAGCACAGCAGAAACAGCGAGAGGCACAGCAACAGCAGCAAGCUCAACAGCAACAAGUUCAACAGCAGCAGACGCAGCAGCAGCAGAACUACAGCACACCAGCUGGAAGUUCUUUGGCAGGUAUUGCGGGUGGCAAUGGGACGAUGAUCAGUGGGGGAACAAGUGUCGGAAGUGUCGUUGGUGCUGGACCUGUUACUUCUGGGGCUCCGGCGGCGCCGUCAAUAUCUCAAAGACAAACGUGGAUAGUCCCAGCGGGGGUUGCCCCGCAAAAUGCGGAUGCUUGGCGGGCAGAAAUUUACGGCAAGCUAUCGCAAGUUGGACAAAAGAUGACCCAGGCAAAAGCACAGAUUACUGCUCUACACCAAAGCCUCCAGCGACCAAACCUAACGCCCGAUGAGCAAGUAGGAAUCCAACAGAAGAUUACUGAAGUGACCCAAAAUUUCAAUGGAUGGAGGGAUGUUCUCAAUAAAUUCACCGCCCAACAGAAGAUGCUCCAACAACAACAGCAGCAGCAACAACAGCAGCGGAUGAGGGCUAGCCAGCAACAAGGUCAAGUUUCGAUGGUUGGGGGUGGGCAAAUGCAGAAACCCGCCCCUCAAGGCAUGGUUCCGGAUAUACAGCAAGGGCAACAGGGAAUGAUAAACGUUGGAGCUCCACAACAGCAAACAAACCCCAAUAAUACCCAAGGAAACCCACCGAAUUUACACCAGCAGCCCGCCCAACAGCCAAACCAAAUGCAGCAACAUACGCAACCACAUACGCAGCCGCAGACGCAACAACAGCAACAUCAAAGUACCCCUGCGCAAAGAAUUGCAACCCCUAUACAACGAGCAGAUUCUCCGCCGGGCCCUAGCAAUAACGUUGCUGGAAUAAACCAGAAUCGUGUUUCUGUCGGUCGACAAACAAUGUCUCCUGCAGCUCAACAACAACCCCCAAUGCAACAACAACCGCAGCAAGUAAUGGGUCAGACCUCAACGACCCAGCAACAAGCUGUUACACAGCAACCCCCACAGCAGGCCACACAGCAAGUGUCUACCGCGGCCCAGCGUGGCCUCCAUCAACAAGUCCAGCAACCCGGGGCUGCUGCAGGGCGGUCCCCAGCACCGGGACCAACCGGGCCGCCCGGAACCCCAAUGGCUCAGCCUAACUCGCCCGCCCCUCGCCCCGGCUCUGUGCAACCGGCAGCCCGUCCACCCACGGCUACGGGAACACCUGUUGCUCAACAGCAACCGCAAGCACAGCAAGCACACCGUAUCCAACCAGCAUCGUCUGCGUCAGCUGCAUCGCCUACAACCAGCGCUCACCCCUCUCAGACUACCCGUGAUACUUCUCAACAGCACACUUUUCACAUCCCCCCAAACCUUGCGCUCGCUGCUCCGCAACCUAUCGCCGUCCCUGCUGCCAGACCAACUUUAAGUGGUGGUAUGAAUAGUUCCGGCAAUCAGAUGAUGAGUACUCCCGCUAUUACUAAGCAGCCUGCAUUUGAGUUUGAUGAGGGUGGCAUGGGCUUGUUGAGCAAGAGAAAGUUGGAAGAGCUUGUCAAGCAGAUCGAUCCGGAGGAGAGAUUGGAUCCUGAUGUUGAAGAGGCUAUUCUCGAACUCGUCGACGAGUUCAUCGAUUCGAUCGCUACCUCAGCCUGCAAAAUGGCUAAACUUCGCGGCUCUGACACCCUGGAUCUCAAGGACGUUCAAAUAAUUCUUGAGCGCAACUGGAAUAUUCGCAUUCCCGGCUACGCGGCCGACGAGAUCCGCACUGUCAGAAAAUUCCAUCCAGCCCCUGGAUAUCAUCACAAGAUGGCCGCACUAGCUGCUCAGAAGCAGUUGGCUCAGACUUCCGGUAAGGGUGGAGAAUAGGUGGGAGCGGGGUGGGGGAAACCAUCACAGUACUUGUUAGGUUCACUUUUUAUUUUAUUUUCUUUGCAUUUCUUCUCGGUUUUCCCCAUAUCUUAAAAUCAGAAGCUUCGAAGCUUUAUAUUAUGAUGAGAAUAUGUGAAAGUUGUGAGCGAGGAUAGAUGGAUCUUUCACUUUGCUAAUUAAGUAUUUUUUGCGCUUUCUCUCUCUCUAGCAAUCUUGGGAGGGAGGAGAGCUUUACCUCUCCCCUUGUCAGAGUCGAAGUUUGCUUGGGCUUUGCUCUAUCCCCAUCUCCGCUUGUUUCUAUUCCGGUGUUUUGGUGGCUAGCUAGGGGUUAUGCUUAGUUAUCCAAAUACAGUGUGCGGCUUGGGUCUCUUUUUCCUUUUUUCCCAUUUUUUCCUAUUCUUUUCUUUACUCUCCAUGUCUGGUGCUCUUCUGUUUUAUUAGCUCCAUGUCCAUUUUCGGGUUUGGGUUUACCUUGGGGGUCCUUUUUUUCUCUCUUCACUUUGCUCAUCUUUCGCCCCACUCAUGACGCAUGUUUCUUUCAUGAGCGGUUGUACAGCGUAACAGGAUAAUGUUCUCGACAGGGCAAUGUCGCAUCUGCUAAGUAAACUAAAAUGUAUUAGUAAGUUGACGGGG
Molecule: messenger RNA, 2906 nt
Organism: Tuber melanosporum (Perigord truffle)
Lineage: Eukaryota; Fungi; Ascomycota; Pezizomycetes; Pezizales; Tuberaceae
Exons: 2
Coding region: 93-2270 (725 amino acids)
Biological process (GO): DNA-templated transcription initiation; RNA polymerase II preinitiation complex assembly
Cellular component (GO): transcription factor TFIID complex; SLIK (SAGA-like) complex; SAGA complex
Molecular function (GO): protein heterodimerization activity; DNA binding; TBP-class protein binding
Source: RefSeq, a predicted model, not a curated record